Molecule: messenger RNA, 1680 nt
Organism: Tarenaya hassleriana
Lineage: Eukaryota; Viridiplantae; Streptophyta; Magnoliopsida; Brassicales; Cleomaceae
Product: probable sugar phosphate/phosphate translocator At1g12500
Exons: 2
Coding region: 216-1328 (370 amino acids)
Cellular component (GO): Golgi apparatus
Molecular function (GO): antiporter activity
Source: RefSeq, a predicted model, not a curated record
GUUAUUAUUUUUAAUCCCCUCGAAGUUACUAGAUCCAACGGCUUAAAACGCACAAAGCUUUACUCACCACAUGAACGUCAACCGUCGGAUCAGAUCCACGUACACAUCAGCAUCUUCUUCUUUUCCAUCACUUCACUUCCUGCAAUCCCAAUCUCAGAGAAAAAAAAAUCCAUUAGAGAGGAACUUUCUUUCUUCACAGUUUUUGCUUUUCAAAAAUGGUGGAGGCUCAGUCAUGGACAACUCGCCGGAUGAGCAACCCUAGAUUCGACCCCUCCGCCGCCACCGCCGCCGCCUCCGUCGUCGACAUACCCUCGACCCCGCCUCACUCCACCGCCUCCGGAAAAGAGUUUUCCCUCUUCUCCUCCGCCAUAUCUCCGUUUUCCCUCUUCCCCUCCGCCAUAUCUCCGGCGGUGCUCACGGCGGCGAUAAUCGCCGGAUGGUUCGGGUCCAACAUUGGAGUCCUACUCCUGAACAAAUACCUCCUCGCUUAUUACGGGUUUCGAUACCCAGUCUUCCUCACGAUGAUCCACAUGCUAUCCUGCGCCGCCUACAGCUCCGUCGCAAUCAACCUCGCCGGAAUAGUGCCACGUCAGCACAUCCUAUCACGCCGGCAGUUCCUCAAGAUCCUCGGCCUCUCCGCCAUCUUCUGCUUCUCCGUCGUGUGCGGGAACACAUCUCUCCGUUACAUCCCCGUUUCCUUCAACCAAGCGAUCGGAGCAACGACCCCGUUUUUCACCGCCGUAUUCGCCUUCAUCAUCACCUGCAAGAACGAAUCCGGCGAGGUGUACAUCGCUCUUGUCCCCGUCGUCAUGGGGAUUGUCCUGGCUUCGAACAGCGAACCCAGUUUCCAUUUCUUCGGAUUCCUCGUAUGUGUCGGAUCCACAGCGGGGAGAGCACUGAAAUCUGUGGUUCAGGGAAUUAUCCUGACGUCUGAAUCGGAGAAGCUUCACUCCAUGAACCUCCUCCUCUACAUGGCUCCAAUGGCGGCUUGUAUUCUGUUGCCGUUCACUCUCUACAUCGAAGGAAAUGUCCUGAGAGUGCUGAUCCAGAAGGCUCGGACAGAUUCGUUCAUCGUGUUCCUGCUUGUCGGAAACGCGACAGUAGCGUAUCUGGUGAAUCUGACGAAUUUCUUGGUGACGAAGCACACCAGUGCUCUGACAUUGCAGGUCCUCGGAAACGGAAAAGCAGCCAUCGCCGCCGGAGUUUCCGUUCUGAUAUUCCGGAAUCCGGUGACGGCCAUGGGAAUCACCGGCUUCGCCGUCACGGUUAUGGGUGUCGUUCUCUACAGCGAAGCUAAGAAGAGAUCCAAAUUGGCCAACCACAAGUGAUGAUGACGAAGAAGAUUGGAUUAAACCGGUCGGUUAAGUGAUUCUUUACGGUUUAGUGUUCUGAUUCUUUGCAAUUCUUCAACUAUUUUGGUCUGAUUCGGUUCGGUUUUGAUAAACCGGUGGAAUUGGGAGCUGGUGGUUUUGUUUCAAUUGUAUAAUAUGGUGAGGUUGGGGAAAUUACAUAUAUAACAAAAUGCGACGAAAACAGGUGCAGAAUUUCAUAGAACUAAAGAUGUCUCUUUUUAUUAUUAUUAAUAUUGUUUUUUGUUUGAAUCAAAUUUGUUCGAAUAAUAAAAAAUUCCUUCAAAUGGUUAUAUGAAAAGUUCAAAUCUGUUUCUUUGGGGUUAGGCGC